Malurus melanocephalus (red-backed fairy wren) is the source of this 457-nucleotide messenger RNA. RefSeq names its product osteocrin (gene OSTN). Bases 47 to 448 code for a protein of 133 amino acids. Gene Ontology annotation, molecular function: signaling receptor binding. Gene Ontology annotation, biological process: hormone-mediated signaling pathway. The transcript has 4 exons. The record is from RefSeq and is a predicted model, not a curated record. NCBI's taxonomy places the organism in Eukaryota, Metazoa, Chordata, Aves, Passeriformes, Maluridae.
ACAUAGCAGGACCAUUAAGGUUGGAAUUGCUUGCAUCCAAUGCAAGAUGCUGCAGCUCCAGCUCGUGGUGGUGCAUUUGGCCCUUGUGAUUGCCCUGCUGUGGUGGAGCUCCAGCUCUGUGCUCCUUGCAGAGGCAGCUCCUGAGCCUUUGGAACCUUCUGCUGCUCUGGGUGUGGGAGCACAUCCCAUUGCCAGUGAAGAGAAAUCAGCCACCAACCUGGCAGACAAAUUGAUCCUUCUUGAUGACUUGGUGUCUCUGGAGAAUGAGGUGACUGAGACCAAGAGGAAAAGAAGCUUCCCAGGAUUUGGCUCCCCAAUUGACAGAAUUUCUUCAGCCUCCGUGGAUGCUAAAGGCAAACAGAGGAAAGUGCUUGAGCUGCCCAAGAGAAGGUUUGGAGUUCCUCUGGACCGCAUUGGAGUCAGCCACCUCGGCAACACCAGGGGUUAGCAGCUCCUG